Messenger RNA from Cygnus atratus (black swan), 720 nucleotides. Its product is annotated as CAP-Gly domain-containing linker protein 1-like. The coding region runs from base 69 to 344 and encodes 91 amino acids. Lineage: Eukaryota; Metazoa; Chordata; Aves; Anseriformes; Anatidae. The record is from RefSeq and is a predicted model, not a curated record. The transcript has 2 exons.
ACUUCCUGAAUUCAGUGAUAGUAGAUCUGCAAAGGAGAAAUGAAGAACUGAACUUGAAAAUACAAAGAAUGUGCGAAGCAGCCCUCAACGGCAAUGAAGAGGAGACAAACAACUACGACAGUGAGGAAGAAAGCCUGUCGAAGAAGAAGCCUCGUCUCUUCUGCGAUAUCUGCGGCUGCUUUGACCUUCACGACACCGAGGACUGUCCCACCCAGGCGCAGAUGCUGGAGGAGCCUCCUCACUCGGCUUACCACGGCAGCAGGAGGGAGGAGCGCCCCUACUGCGACACCUGCGAGAUGUUUGGGCACUGGACAGCCGACUGCAACGACGACGAGACCUUCUAGUGCAGGGGCAGGAGGUCGGACUGUCUGUGCGCGCUGAGCGGACACUUCACACCACCAGCAUUUGCGUGUGCUGAAUGUCAGGAAAAGGGACGGCGUUUGUUGACCCCGUGCUCCCAGUCCCUUUGCCCAUCCACUCCAGAAUCAGUAAAUUGAUAAAUAUUCCCCCCCUCCACUAAUAAACGCCCUAUUUCCCUUUAUUAAACUUAACUGAAAUAUAAAUAAAUGAUUUAAUAAAUGACUUUAUGCCGUUUCCUCCCAGGUUCUGGGUUUGUUGCAGCUCCUAACCAGCCCCGCCCUCGCGCUGGUGCAGCUGCUGCUGGGAAGCCGUGUAUAGAACGAAGCCCUAGAGUUAUAUUAAAGCUUAUUUAAGUACCUU